This is a messenger RNA of Mercenaria mercenaria, 1011 nucleotides long. RefSeq lists its product as uncharacterized. The coding region runs from base 358 to 1011 and encodes 217 amino acids. Lineage: Eukaryota; Metazoa; Mollusca; Bivalvia; Venerida; Veneridae. The record is from RefSeq and is a predicted model, not a curated record. The transcript is spliced from 3 exons.
GAUAUAUAAAUAGCAGAUAUAAGUAUAUAAAGUUGAUCAUUCCUUCUGAAAUAUGUCAAAUUAUCUUGCUUCAAUAAUAAUUUUUCGCCAUUCACGAUUUACGGAUAAGUAUUGAGUGCAUGUGUAAUUUCAAAAUGUCAAAAAGUCUUUUGAGGCGUUGUACGUCGAAGAACAUGCCUAAAACUUUGAUAGUACACAAAUAUUUGAAGUAGAUCUACCCUUCGGAUUAAGAAUCUUAAUAUAGCUGUUCGAGAUUUUCCGCGGGACUGUCAGGUAUAUAAACCGUACUGCGUAAACUCUAUUAAGCAGAACAUUACUGGACUGUUUCUUUACAAAAGGAAAGCAGAAAGCAGGAAAAUGAAAUUUACUCUUCUUCUAAUAACACUGAGUAUUGUAUUCGCUGGGGUUUUAGCCAGACCCCGUCAAAAAGAAACGGACGGGAGUAAAGACCGGGGAGGAGAUAGAGGCAUGGAGAGUGAAAGAAGCAGAAGCACGGAUAUGGAAGGGGACAGCAGUAACAGAAGCAUAAGCAAAGAUAGCAGCGAUAGGAGCCGAGAUCAAAUUGGUAGAAGAGGCCAAGUUCAUGGUAGAGGAGGUCAAGAUACAAGGAGAAGAAAUGACGAAGAGAGAAGUAGUGAAAUGUCCAGUGAAGAAAGAAAAAUACCUUCAGCUGAAAACCCCGCCGACAGAAAGAAAUUGGUUGAAAAGACUAAAACUAUACAUGCUGACAGAAUCAUACAAAAUGAAAGAAUACAUGCUGACAGAAGCAGAUCAACUGAAAGAGCAUCUACUGCUGAUAGAAACAGACCAGUGAAAGAAACACCUGCUGAUAGAAAAAGACCAGUUAAAGGAGUACCUGCAGACAGAAACAAACCAAAUAAAGGAACAUCUGCUGACAGAAACGGACCGGCAGAGGGAACAUCUGCUGACAGAAACGGACCAACUGAAGGCACACCUGCUGACAGAAAAACUGAGGGACCGAAACGGACCGACCGAGGGAACACCUGCUGA